Messenger RNA from Thamnophis sirtalis, 2302 nucleotides. The record is from RefSeq and is a predicted model, not a curated record. NCBI's taxonomy places the organism in Eukaryota, Metazoa, Chordata, Lepidosauria, Squamata, Natricidae.
CCCUUCCUUCGUAGGAUCCACGAUUUCCAAUACGCCAUUUACGGAAUCGCUGGUUUCUUCUUCCUCUUCGGAGCCCUCCUCCUGGCCGAAGGCUUUUACACCACCGGCGCUGUCAGGCAGAUCUUUGGCGACUACAAGACCACCAUCUGUGGCAAGGGCCUCGGCGCUACGGUAACAGGGGGCCACAAGGGGAGGGGUUCCAGAGGACACCGUCAAGCUCACUCUUGGGAGCUGGUGUGUCACUGUUUGGGCAAAUGGCUGGGACAUCCCGACAAGGUGAUCUAUCUGCAGUUUGCGUCUUCUGGGGCGGGUUGGCUGGUGUGGGCGUGGGCAGAGAGGCAUGAGACUGCAGCCCUGGUCAGCCCCGUGGCUGGUCCUGAAAAGGCUCCAGGCACAGGCCGGGCAGCUGCACUGGAAGAGACACUGGUGGCCGGCACGGAAACAGCCUGGAGCACUGGGGCCCCCGAGGGGAGCUUGGGGGAGGGGGCUGCCUUUCCCGGGGCCUUUGGAUCUCACCUUCUCCUCCCCACUUUCUGCCUCCAGGUCACCUUCAUCAUUGCCGCCACCUACAACUUUGCAGUCCUCAAACUGAUGGGAAGAGGCACAAAGUUUUAAGCGUGAGCGAAAGAGAGAGCCGCUACCUUCACCAGAUGCUCUUCCUCCUCUUAACCACCAGCCUUUAACUCAACCAGGCAGUCACGCUGCACCUGGCCACCGCCUCCUCCUCCUCCCUUAACACCAUCUGACUGCCCUUCCCCCCUUGUGCCAAUGAAGCAGGCCGUGUCCUGAGGAUGGAGGAGAGUCUCUUCAGCACCUACAGUCCUUCUUCACGCUCUCAUCUCCCAGUAGCUCUCUGGGCUCCUCCGGGAACCACCCAACCGAUAUCUGCUUGCUCCAAAGGAGGCCCAGGUGGGCUGAUCAGCCAGCUGAGCCGCCCGGAGACACAGAAGAGCCAGCUCUGCUCGUUCACCAGCUUUCUCUUGCAGUGGCACCAGAGGCGGCAGUGGCAAACACAAGGCCCCCCCUUGGCCAACUCCCCAUCUCCUGGGCAAGAGGGCUUGGAGCAAGGAUCUUCCCAGGAGGGAAAGAGAGCACUGAGCCACUGCCUUGUGGAGAGGUGACCUUGUCCAUAGCCCCAGCCACCCUCCCAAGAGCAGCGAGGAACCUGGGGAAGGGGCCCUUCUCUCCAUCCUUUGAGGAGCAGGUAAAGCUAGGCCGAUUGGCUCCAGCUUCCUUGGGCCACCCCAGCUGGGCAGAGGUCAGCCUUAUCUUAGGAGCACCCAUAACCAGAAGCUGCCGCGCCUAAUGCUAGGGGCUCCUUCGUUAGAGGAGGAGGGGGUCGUAACCCUGGGCCAUGUGCUUUCCCUUUGGCCACGAGGGGUGGGACCCAAAGCCUCCGACCAUCACAUUGGUGCUCCCCUCUUCCAGUGACUGCUGCUUCUAUCCUACACCUUCUUCUUUAGGGAUCAUCUGCAGAAUAUAACCCGUAUUUUCUUUCCUUAUCAUUACUUUCCCCCAUUUCUGGCAAAACCGUAAACCAUCCCAGUUAUAUGGAGCCUCCUGUCUCGGUUCCUUGGUCCAACUAGAGAGGUAAAAGAAGAGAAAAUUAAAAAACACCCUGUACAUUCCGGACACGGAUUUCCAUAAAACAAAAAGAAAAUUGAUUUGGUCACUGUAGGGAAGGAUCAUCCCUGAACUUCACACCGUGAUAUCCAGCGGAAAGAAGGGAUGGACUGGAAGGGUCAUGGAAGCUCUCCCCGACACACACACACACCCCCGGCCAGGAGCCUGCUUUGCUUCUUGCCCACGAGGGCAAAGCCCUGGCUGGGAGCUCCCUGGCGAACCGGGCUUAGCCAGUCAGUGCUCAACUCCAACCUUAGGGGUCUAUGUCAGCAAGCGUAGGGGUGGGGUGGGAGAAGAGAUGGCCAGGCAGGGGCCAGUUCCCUAGACGGCUAACAAUCAGGGCAGCCCUGCUGAGCAGGCUUGACCCAGGCAGCUGAAACCCAUUCGGGAUGCACUUGUGAACAGAGCCCACCUGGAAAGCAGCAGCAAAUACUGGGGGCAAAUGAAGUUGUCUAUACCUGAUCUUUCACGUGGAUUGCAAUGCAUAUAACUGGGACUCGAGCCCUCCGAAAUCCCUCAGUAUAAACUCUGGGGGAAACCAGCUAAUAAGCUAAGUGUGUUUCUUUCUCCUUUCGAAAUUCAUUUUUAACAAAGCAUGACCAGUUUGUUUUUGGAGACUUACCUUGCAAGGUGUAUUUUGUAAUAUUCGAGGAAUAAAAGUUACGACUGUUCUGAAGAA